Oncorhynchus tshawytscha (Chinook salmon) is the source of this 3576-nucleotide messenger RNA. RefSeq names its product kelch-like protein 32. The record is from RefSeq and is a predicted model, not a curated record. The transcript is spliced from 11 exons. Gene Ontology annotation, molecular function: protein binding. Bases 277 to 2133 code for a protein of 618 amino acids. Lineage: Eukaryota; Metazoa; Chordata; Actinopteri; Salmoniformes; Salmonidae.
AUGUGACAAUUUAGCUAACACAAUGUAACCAUCUCAAGUGUCCAAUACAACGGACUGUAAAACCGCAGACUAACUUGGUAUUCAGCACUCGUUUCAACUGCUCACCACAAAUGCAACAGAAACGGAUAUCAAAUGGUAGAAAACAGAUUUCCAACAAAACGGAACCGCUGAGAGGACAGGGCCAGAGAACAGUCAUAUGAGGCUAAUGCAGGAAGUAACUGCAGCCCUAAGGAAUCACAGAAUACUGUUCCACCUCUUCUCUCCUUCUCCGGGAGCAUGCCAUCUGAACCUUGUGUCAGUGGGCAGGAGCUGGUAACAGACCAGAGGCUAUGCCAGUCCAAGUCUCACCAGGACUCCGUCCUCUCCGCCCUCAACCAGCAGAGGAAGGAUGGCGUACUCUGUGAUGUCACCCUGGUCGCCGGCGACCAGAAGUUCCACGCCCAUAAAGCAGUGCUGGCGGCGUGCAGUGAUUACUUCCGGGCCAUGUUCAGUCUGUGCAUGGUGGAGAGUGAGGCAGAUGAGGUGACUCUUCAGGGAGUGACAAGUGUGGGACUGAAACAUGCACUAGACUUUGCCUACACAGGACAGAUAAUACUGGAGCCAGGGGUGAUUCAGGAUGUUCUGUCGGCAGGAAGUCACCUUCAGCUGCUGGAGCUGCUCAGUCUCUGCUCACACUACCUCAUCCAGGAGCUGAACAGUGUUAACUACCUGGACCUGUACCGUGCUUCUGAUCUGUUCCACCUCCCUGUUCUGGAGGAGGCUGUGGUCAGCUUCCUGGUAGAACACCUGUGUGAGCUGCAGCAGAGCCGCCUGGAGGAGGUGCUGCUGCUCCCCUACCGCCUCCUCAGGGAUGUGUUGAUGAGCGACCGCCUCACCUCCCUCAACGAGGAGGAGAUCUGGCAUCUGGUGGUGUGCUGGUUAGAGCAUGACUGUCGGUACCAGUACACAAAGGACCUGAUACAGCACGUUCGUUACGGCCUCAUGGACGUGGCCGCCCUGCACCACGUGGCACACUGCCACCCGCUGGUCCAGUCCAGUGCCGCCGCCCUAGUGGACGAGGCUCUAGAGUACCACCGAGCCACCUUCGCCCAACCCCUCCGCCAGACCGCCCACACCAAGCCCCGCUUCCAGUCUCUCACCCUCUACAUUGCCGGCGGGCGCAAGCGCGAGGUGAGCCGCGUGCGGGAGCUGCGCUACUUCAACCCAGCCGCCCAGGAGAACGUGCGCGUGGCCGGGUGCUCCAACUGGAGCGAGCUGGCGCCAAUGCCCGCUGGGCGCAGCCACCACUGCGUGGCCGUCAUGGGCCACUUCCUGUUUGUGGCGGGUGGCGAGGUGGAGCAUUCCACGGGGAGGACGUGUGCGGUGAGGACAGCUUGUCGGUAUGACCCCCGGGGGAACUGCUGGAUGGAGAUAGCCUCCAUGAAGGCGUGCAGGGAACACUUCGUCCUGGGGGCUCUGGGCCAGUAUCUGUACGCGGUGGGGGGGAGGAACGAACUGAGACAGGUGCUGCCCACCGUGGAACGCUACUGUCCGAAGAGGAACAGGUGGACCUUCGUCCAGUCCUUUGACUGCUCGCUGUCCUGCCAUGCAGGCAGUGUGGCUGACGACCUGCUCUGGGUCUCAGGUGGAGUCACAAACACAGCUCAGUACCAGAAUAGACUGAUGGUGUACAACCCAGAACAGAACCAGUGGCUGGCCCGCAGUCCCAUGCUACAGAGGCGAGUGUACCAUGUCAUGGCCAUGGCGAGAAGGCAGCUGUAUGUGCUGGGAGGAAAUGACCUGGACUACAACAACGACCGCAUCCUGGUCCGCCACAUCGACUCCUAUGACAUAGACAUGGACCAGUGGACCCGCUGCACCUUCAGCCUACUCACGGGUCAGAACGAAUCUGGCGUGGCAGUCCAUGAUGACCGAAUCUAUGUUGUCGGUGGAUAUUCUAUUUGGACCAAUGAGCCCCUAGCGUGUAUUCAGGUGUUAGAUGUGAGCACGGAGGGGAAGGAGGAAGUGUUCUAUGGACCAACUCUACCGUUCGCCUCCAAUGGAAUAGCAACGUGUUUCCUCCCUGCUCCAUUCUUCACCUGCCCCAACCUACAGACUCUACAAGUGCCCCAUCACAGGAUAGGGGCUGUUUAACACACUAAUAGAGACUACAGUAAAUGCAUCAUGCAAACAACUCAUAUGGACAUACAUACAAUUAUGUAACACAAAAUAAUAGAACCAAAGGUCUGCUCCUUUACAACAGCCCCACUCUUCCUCUAAAAGGCAUACACACACACACACACACACACACACACACACACACACACACACACACACACACACACACACACACACACACACACUUCAAGUGCAGGCGUCACUGCCCAUCCUGAGGAUGAAAAAAGGAAGGUCCUCAAAGAGGAAGGUCCUCAACAUUCCCUAUUCCUAUCCAGCUACCCUGAUAAGAUGGACUGAUCUUCCAUCAGCUGCAGGGUUUGGGUCAAUUCCAUUUCAAUUCAGUCAAUUCAGGAAGUAACCAGAAUUCGGAUGACAAUUUUGCUAAUUGAAAAGCAUUGAGAAUAAUAGAUAUUGAUUGGAUUAAUAUAUCCUGAAUUGACCCCAACCCUGCUCAGAUGACCGGCUCUAGUCAAACUGGUGCAGAACAGUAGAUCGCAAUGCUGGAGCACUCAAGGGGAGCAGAGCUCUCUAUGGAGUGAAAUGGCUCCCUCUUCUACUAAUGCACUCUUAACUAGCUGUACUUACUACUUGCCAUAACCCAUCUACUCAAUACAAAGCCAAUGGACCCACCCACGGUCAUUUCAAUUGAAACCUGUCCUGUGUAAACUGUGGACCCGUCUUCCUCUUUCUCGAGCGUGUUUUUUCUGUUCAAGCUCAGGGUUGAAGACCGUUUAACAGUUGAGUGAAUGUCUGACCACGUAGCACACAGUGCAUGUGCUCAGCACACUGUGUGUCGGAGAGCCUACGCUAUGUGUCGCCACUGUCUUAUGCCAUUUUCAAAAGGUCUUGUUUUACUUCGACAAAGAAAUAACGCCGUUUCACCUCCAGCAGUGAGAGAGAGAGAGAGGACUUUAAAAACAUGUCUUGUUUUCGGAAUAAAGAGGUCCAGCACUGUAUCAAUAAAGCCCGUGAUAAGUUGAACCGAGCAAGUUGUUCAUCCGCUGUAUUGUGUUAGUCUGAAAUACGGGAGCAUUUUUUUUGUUGCUUUUGGGUGGGUUGUGUUGUUUUUAAAAAAAAAAUCUAUUGGACACAGGGUGCUUUUUUUCCUGGUUUACAUUCUCCCUUUUGCAAGAUUUACUAUCAUUUAUUCUAUCCUUAGCACAUUUUCUCAUCUGCUUGCACGCACAUCCCCUAUAUCGAGGCGUUUUGGUACUUCCCUUAUGCAAUGCGCUUUUCCACGCACUGAAUAUUAUUAGAAACUGGGUGGUUCGAGCCCUGAGUGCUGUUUGACUGACAGCCGUGGUAUAUCAGACUCUAUACCACGGGUAUGACAAAAAAUGUAUUUGCAUUGCUCUAAUUACUUGGAAAACGGUUUUUAAUAGCAAUACAGCACCUCUGGGUUUGUGGUUUUUUUUUUUU